GGAGUGAAGGACAGUUGCAAUAUGGGGCCCCAUCAGUCAAUGAUUAUCCCUCCGUCCAGUGUCACACUCAACCAUGAGGGGUGGAGGGGAAGGAGGAGACUGGUGGUGAAGGAGAUAGUUCCACCAGCCGUCAGUGAGUGGAGACCUCUGGUGGUGAUGGCCAACCCUCGCAGUGGCGGGAACGACGGUGUCAAAGUACUCAGUACUUUCAGAAAACUUCUCAACCCAAUCCAGGUGGUGGAUCUAUCGGAGACUCCACCUGAGGCGGGACUGGAGAUAUGUCGUCUUCUCCCACAGCACACCUGCAGACUCCUGGUCUGCGGUGGAGACGGUACUGUAGGCUGGGUCCUCAGCUCUCUGGACAAAUGCCAGAUGACUAACUCUCCAGAGGUGGCUAUUCUACCACUGGGGACGGGGAACGAUCUGGCGAGGGUCCUGGGGUGGGGUAAAGGCUACGACGAUGAAGACAUCAACGACAUCCUCAAGGACGUCAAACACGCCCAACUGAGCAUGCUGGACAGGUGGGAGGUGAAGAUUGAGUACAAGAAGUUGAAAAGAUAUCUUGGACUCAACAAAGGCACCAAGGAGCUGAUAAUGAACAACUAUUUGGGAGUCGGGUGUGACGCUGGCGUUGCUCUCAACUUCCACCGGCAGAGAGAGAGCAGACCGGAGCUGUUCCAGUCUCGCUUCAUCAACAAGGUGACAUGAGGGUGAAGACGCUAUGUCAGAGUUGGACACUGAGGGAUGACAAAUGGGCUGUAGUCCCUACCUACAAUUACACAGUAGUUGCAGAUUUAGCAAUUUUUCACUAGCGCUAUUCCUACAGUGUAACAAAAAUGGUAUUUUUCACCUUAUCUAUUGCUAACCCACAAUGGCUUACUUGUAGCAAGUUGUAAUGUAUAUACUUCACUCCACCCUGUCUUACAGGCUUGGUACUUGGGAUUCGGAGCCAAAGAUGUCCUCCAGCAGUCCUGCAAGAACCUACCUCAGAAGAUAGAGGUUUUCCUGGACGACGUACCUCAGCAGCUUCCCGGACUAGAGGGCGUGGUUGUUCUCAACAUCAACAGCUGGUCCGCCGGCUGUAGCAUGUGGAAUCAGUCUGCCUCCCCCUCCAGGAUGGACGACCAGUUGCUGGAGGUGGUGGGACUCUACUCCUCGUUGCACGUGGGAAAGAUUCAGGUGUCCCUGGGGGAGCCUCUCAGAAUGGGGCAGGCCAAGCAGGUCAAGAUAGUGAUACAUGAGAGUGUGCCGGUGCAAGUGGACGGAGAGCCUUGGCUCCAGGUCCCCGCCACCAUCACCGUCACUCACCAUCAGCCAGGCACGCAUGCUACGGAAAAUCAGAUCCUCUCCCAACCUAUAGAAAUCACCCACACCAUAACUUGCACAAUAGAGAUUUAACGAUUUUUUAAAUUGGAGUGCAGCAAUUUUCUGGUUUUACAUGUUUUAUUGCUGUAACUGUGUCCACCUUAGAUUAAUCAAUUGAUGAUUUGUCGGA
Geodia barretti is the source of this 1495-nucleotide messenger RNA. The record is from the annotation of a GenBank genome assembly. NCBI's taxonomy places the organism in Eukaryota, Metazoa, Porifera, Demospongiae, Tetractinellida, Geodiidae.